This is a messenger RNA of Aspergillus ibericus CBS 121593, 2052 nucleotides long. RefSeq lists its product as uncharacterized. Gene Ontology annotation, biological process: regulation of transcription by RNA polymerase II; DNA-templated transcription. The record is from RefSeq and is a predicted model, not a curated record. Gene Ontology annotation, molecular function: RNA polymerase II cis-regulatory region sequence-specific DNA binding; DNA-binding transcription activator activity, RNA polymerase II-specific; zinc ion binding. NCBI's taxonomy places the organism in Eukaryota, Fungi, Ascomycota, Eurotiomycetes, Eurotiales, Aspergillaceae. The transcript is spliced from 3 exons. The coding region runs from base 1 to 2052 and encodes 683 amino acids. Gene Ontology annotation, cellular component: nucleus.
AUGUCCUCCCACUCCAAAACUCGGAGAUCACACUCCCCCAGACCCCAACCCCCCGAUAGCAAAAGACGCAAACGCAAAACCCUCUCCUGCUAUGAUUGCCGACGCCGAAAACUGAAAUGUGACCGGGAGCUACCCGCCUGUAGCCGGUGCCGAAACGCCGGCCAGGCACAUUCCUGCUCCUACAAUGAGCCUGCGGAUGUGCUGAGACACCCCUCUCCAACAUCCACGUGCUAUACGCCUGUGCCACAGGAAGCGGUGGUGGCUCGGCAGCCUGCCGGGCGCGCUUCGGGGUUGGCUUCUUUGGAGGCGACUCCGAAUGCGGGGACGUGGCAGUUGCUUGGUGCGACGUCGUCUGCGACGGGGACGAAUGAGCAGAGACCGGCUAUUCGGUCGAGGGUGGGGAGGAUUACGAUUACUGGGGCUGAGAUCACUGGGGUUGAAACGGAGGGGACGAUUUUCCGGGGUCAGAAUUUUAUGACGCAGUAUUAUGGGAGUAGUAAUCCGAUUAGUCUGAUCUCUCAUUUCCAGGAAUUGCGGACUUUUAUGAAAACGACGAUCAUGCAGCGGACAUCUUUGCCGACUCUGCAGCGUGAGCUCAAGACCUUGCAGGUGAAAUGGAAAGCUGCUCGUAACGAUCUCGUACCGAAAUCGGAUUGGGAGCUUUUUGGGCUUCUGCCGGAUCAGGAGACCAUUGAUGCGUAUGUUAAUCUCUACUUUGAGACGUUUGAGACUCUGUAUCGCAUACUGCAUUAUCCGAGUUUUGCAACAGAGUAUGAGACGUUUCGGGAAGACUACCACGCUGCGAAACCUGCGUUUGUGGUUCUGUUGCUGCUCAUCAUGGCUUCGGUUAGCUGUAUCUCUGACAGUAGUCAGACCCAAUAUAUUGGUGAGAGUUCGAUCGGUCGCGAACGCGCUGCACUUUGGAUCGAGGCCUCGGAAUGGUGGUUGUCAUGUCAGAGCCAGAAGCAUGUGUAUUUGGCUAUCUGGCAGAUCCGCUGUCUGCUGGUCUUGGCCAAACAGGUCAAUGUCGUGAAAAAGAAGCAGGCGUGGACGGUGGCGGGGUCUUUGGUGCGAACGGCCAUGUCUGCUGGCUUUCAUCGCGAUCCGAAGAUGCUGGGGGAAAGAGUCUCUGCUUUUGAUCAGGAAAUGAGGCGACGGUUAUGGGCGACGAUGCUGGAAUUGGAGCUUCAGGCUUCGAUGGAGCGGGGAAUGCCGUCUUCCAUGACAGGUAUUACAUCGGACAGCAGUACCCUUUUGAAUGUUGAUGAUGAGGACUUAUUGGUAGAUGGUGUUUCACUGCCCGAAUCGAGGCCGUGGGGAAAGUACACCAAAUGCUCGUUUCUUCAUAUUUCGGCAGCUACGUUCGCCCUUCGGACUUCGAUAAACUCCAAGGCCAACGACAUCGGAUCCCGGUGGACCUAUGAUGAGGUUUUGGAUGAAGAUGAAAAUGUCACGAAUGAGCUCAAGAGACUCCCAGUAUGGGUUGAUUCGCACGGACACUCUGAAAUGGCUAGGACCCUAUUGGAAAUCCAGCUCCGGCACUGCCUGAUUAUGCUCCAUGCACCGUUCGCGAGACUGGCUGAUAGCAAUCCUCGCUACGCGCUAUCAAAGAUGGUGUGUUUCAAUGCUGCUUGUGAGAUUAUUGAGAGGCACUACCAGCUCAACAAGUCGGGCAAUCAUGCGCUUCUGCUCCUUCGAGUUGAUCACUUCAGAGCGGCCUUGACGAUCUGCCACAACAUGUAUAUUUCAGCCACGAUCCAAAACAAUCUCAUCCUCGGGUCGAACAGCAACACCCUCCUUCAAUACGUGAACAGCGCCCUUGACAUGCUCUCGCAGAGAAUAGCACGGCUGGGUACAGGAUACACCCACUAUUGGUACAUAUCUGCAGCGUACACCUUUCUUCAAUUGAUUCUCUCCCCAACGGACCAGUCCGCACGGAAGGAGGAGGCCAUCGAGCGGGUUGUUAGGCAAUACCAUCACAUAUUAGCACAUCAGGAGGAUUUACACAAGGCCAAGGAAGUUCUCUUCCCCUUGCGCCCGGGUCAGGUAUGA